CGAAUUGUUUGCUUCCAUCCUCGUAUGACCAAAAGGAAAAUACUUGGUGUCGUUGGCCUGUGUACAAUAACAUUACCGGUGAUUGAAAACCUACAAGUUCAGUGAGACUAAACGUCCAAAACGCGGCUUGCUCACAUUUCUCCGUUCAUGUCCAGCCAAUGCCACUUGCAUCAUAGUCAGAAGUUUGAUUUCAUCACCGCCUUCUUGCACCAAUCUCUUCAAACGAAGAAUCUCAGAGUCAUUAAGAAGCUCCACUCCCACCUCCUCAGAACAGGCUUGCUCUUUGUAUCGCUCUCUAUUCAUGCCAAACUCAUCUUCUCAUACACCUCUUGCCUUCAUAGAAACACCCUUCAAACCUUAACCAGCUUCUUCACCUGCAUAAACCCCACCAACCCAUUACCCUUCAAUGUGAUUAUUUCCCAUUUUUGCCAACAUGGAUCUCCUUUUCUUGCACUUCAUACCUUCUCUUUCAUGCAUAUUACUGGUGUUCCAUUGGACACGUAUGCUCUAUGUAGCUCUUUAACGGCUUCGUCUACUGUAAAAAAUGUUACAGUUGGUAAGCAGUUACAUGCCCAUGUUGCAAAAUUAGGUUGGACGUCCAGUGUUUUUGUGGGGAGUGCUCUAGUUGAUUUGUAUGCCAAGGCGUUGCUUAUUGGAGAUGCAUCCCACAUGUUCGAUGAAAUUCCUGUUAAGAACACUGUUUGUGCAAAUGCACUUCUGUCGGGUUUUGUUGAGGCCAAGUUGUGGGUCGAAGGACUUGAACUGGUCCAGAGGAUGCCUGUGCUAAGCUUGAAGCCCGAUCAUUUCACAUUAUCAGCAGCCUUACGUGUGUGUGCCGGGUUAUCCGCAGUUGAGUUGGGAAAACAGGUGCAUGCCAAUCUGAUCCGCACAAUUUUUGACAUGGAUACUGAUGUGUUUCUGCAGACUUCAUUGAUUGAGAUGUAUGGCAAGUGUGGCCUAGUGGAAAAGGCUUUGCAAGCCUUUAAUUCGAAAGGUGUUGGACUACGACGAAACAGGCAAAGAGAUGUUGUCUUGUGGACUUCAAUGCUUGGUGUGUAUGGUAGAAGUGGGCAAUUUAAUGAAGUGAUUGGAUUAUACAAAAUGAUGUUGAUGGAAGGGAUCAGACCAGAUGGGGUGGCAUAUGUGACAGUCCUUUCAGCUUGUGGUCAUUCUGGCCAUUUGGGACAUGGGUUUAAGUAUUUUGAAUCCAUGGCUCGGGACUAUGGCUUGGACCCUGGCCCGGAGCACUACAGUUGCCUGGUUGAUUUGCUUUGUAGGGCUGGUGAAUUGGACAAGGCAUGGAAGCUUGUGAAUGAGAUGCCUUAUCAAAGGAAUAGCAGUUGCAAUGUUUCCAUGUGGGGUGCUUUGCUUAAUGGUUGCAUUGAAAGUGGGAAUGUUGACUUGGGCAAAUUGGCUGCUCAAAGGGCACUUGAGCUGGAUCCUCAGAAUGUUGGAAUCUAUAUUUUGUUAUCAAAUUUGUAUGCUAGGUUGCGUAUGUGGGAUGAGAUUGGGCAGUUGAGGGAGUUGGUGAAAGAAAGAGGGUUGAAGAAAGAUGUUGCGUGUAGUUGGAUAGAGUUCACAUGCUGAAUUGUAGGGCUUUGGAGAAUGGGUAUGUUCGGCAAACGGGUAUUGUUGAUUUCAGAGGAUGAUUCUAUUGAAGAAGGUUGUAUAAUCUAUAGAGCUACUAAAGUGAUUCCUUUUUCCAUUCAAGGUGUUACAGUCCAAUUUAAAUUCAUUGUCAAGGGAACUUCCCCUAUACCUAUAUCUUGAGUUGCAAAUAACUGGAUUAUGGCAUCUGAUUGGAAAAUUUAAAGUCUUACGGAUUGUGAAGAAAGUAGGUACAUAGGAUUGGCUUGACUUUCAAGAUUAAUAAAGGAAAUGCUUUGGCAUAUGGUUCAAAAGCAACAUGAGGCCAGAGGAUAUCUUUACGAUGCACCAUUUGAAAGGGAUUUUUUUAAAAGAAGAUUAUUCCACAUGGAUUCCUUACUAGGCUUAUUCUGAAGCCCAGUGCUGCAUCUGCUUCUGCUCCGCAGUGCAUAUUGAAGCAAUCUCAUUGUAUUUGUCAGGAAGCAAGCAAGAGCAGUACUAGCUAGUACGGUGCCAACCAUGGAAACAGAGCUUGGACCGGCAGCUAGCAAGGAUUUCCCAACCCAAGAUAUAAGGGCACUGAUCAAAUUCAUCGAAGGAUCUUUUCAUGAUCCUGCAAAAAGGGUUGUAAGAUGAAUGCUCUGGCUUCCCUUUGCCAUGUUUUCUAGCUUGUUGUACAUCAACUCUUUGACAUUCCUUGUACUUGGAAAAAAGGAAAAAUACCUCAAAAAAUUUUCACUUAGGAAUAAAAUGAUCACAAGAAAUUUCAAAAA
Messenger RNA from Malania oleifera, 2360 nucleotides. RefSeq names its product pentatricopeptide repeat-containing protein At3g12770-like. The transcript has a single exon. Gene Ontology annotation, biological process: RNA modification. The record is from RefSeq and is a predicted model, not a curated record. Gene Ontology annotation, molecular function: RNA binding; protein binding. Lineage: Eukaryota; Viridiplantae; Streptophyta; Magnoliopsida; Santalales; Ximeniaceae. The coding region runs from base 148 to 1587 and encodes 479 amino acids.